Aspergillus caelatus is the source of this 663-nucleotide messenger RNA. RefSeq names its product GNAT family N-acetyltransferase. The record is from RefSeq and is a predicted model, not a curated record. The transcript is spliced from 2 exons. Gene Ontology annotation, molecular function: acyltransferase activity, transferring groups other than amino-acyl groups. Lineage: Eukaryota; Fungi; Ascomycota; Eurotiomycetes; Eurotiales; Aspergillaceae. Bases 1 to 663 code for a protein of 220 amino acids.
AUGUCUAAUCUACCAACAAUCUCCAUCCUCCCCGCAUCCCUAGAAGAUGCGCCAUCACUAACCCGCAUCCACGGCGAUGCAUUCAAAGACUCCGCACUCACCGACCUCAUGUUUGGUCCUCCGACAGAAGAUAACCUAAAUGGCUUCACGGGCCAGCUCGCGGAGCUCAUCGCAGGCGAUAAAACAACAAGAUUCAUCAAAGCCGUCGACAACGAUACGAAUAACAUCGUAGGCUGGAGUUGGUGGGAUUUCCACCCCGAUUAUGAGUCACGAGUGAAAGGCUCGGAGGCUUUCGCGAAGAAUCAUGCCGAUCCACCUGAGUCUGCUAUUAGUCCUGAGGCGUAUAAGGAAUAUUUCCGGGGGGUAGAGGUGAGACGGGAGAAGUGGGUUGGUGAGAGGCCGGUUGCUUUUCUCAGAGUCCUUGUCGUUCUCCCUGAGUAUCAGAGGAAAGGGAUUGGUGCGAAGCUUAUGACACUGGGGCUGGAAGAAGCAGCGGCUCAAAAGCUUCCAGUCUGGUUGGAAUCUUCAGAAGAGGGAUACGCGUUAUACAAGAAGCUGGGUUUCAAGGAUCUUAACGAUAGCAUUGUGAUUGACUUGGCCAAGUACGGAGAGUCAGGGAUAACGACGACGGCGUGUAUGCUGUUGGAGAAUGGCAGCUCUUGA